CCAUAGCCUCUGUCGUUCACGCAGGAAGAGACGCGAGCCUCUGUCAGGAGCAGGAAGCUGCAGUCACCGAGCCGCAGGAAACCGCCGGGUCCUGCGAGGAGCCGGAUUUUACGCUCGGUCCGGAGCUCGUAGGACCAGUAGAACGGGGCUGUGGGUCUGGACCCGAGCUGUACCACCACUCCGUCCUCGUAGCGGCGACACAACACGGGCCCCGCGCCCCCGGACAGCGAGCAGAUGGAGAAGCCGAGCGCAGCUGCCGCCGCGGCGGACGGGGCCGCGCCGAGCAGGAAGAACUGGGGCUCGGCGACGUGCGGACCAGCCGCCGGGGACUCCGCGGACGGCCCCACAGGUUCCCAUGUGGAGUGGUGUAAACAGCUGAUAGCGGCCACCCUCUCCAGUCAGAUCUCGGGCGCAGUUCCACCUGACGUUGUGAACAGAGAGAGCAAGGUUGGGAGGAGGGUGGACUUCGCGAUGUCAAAGAGGCUGAUCACCCGGGAUUUAGAUGAUGAAGGGCUUUGUUACUGUGGAGAAAGUGAUUCUGAGCAUCCUUCCAAUGCUUCGAACCUUCCAUCCAUGAGAUAUGGGGCACAAACCAGAAUGUUCCAGAACCAGGUUCCUUUGCUGCCAGGAGAGACUAUUCAGACAACAGUCAAGGAUGUGAUGUACAUCUGUCCAUUCAGUGGCCUGGUUAAUGGGACUCUGACCAUCACAGACUACAAGCUGUACUUCACCAGUGUGGACAGGGAGUCUCCCUUCAUUCUGGAUGUAAACCUGGGAGCCAUAAGCAGACUUGAGACCAUUAGCGUUGCUCAUCAGGGAGAGAACACUAAAGGACUUGAGCUGGUCUGCAAGGACAUGAGGAGUCCCAGGUUUGCCUAUAAGAUGGCAGAGAGCCUUCCAGAUGUACUAGAGGCUGUGACCAAACAUGCCUUUCCUCUCUCACACAGCCUGCCCCUCUUUGCCUUUCUGUACAAGGAGCAGUUUCCUGUAGAUGGCUGGAAGGUGUAUGACCCAAUAGCAGAAUACAGGCGUCAGGGGCUCCCCAACGAGAGCUGGGCCAUCAGUAAGAUGAACAGCACCUAUGAGCUGUGUGACACCUACCCCUCCAUCCUGGUCAUACCCACCAACAUCUCAGAUGAAGACAUCAAACGAGUGUCUGUGUUCCGAGCCAAGCAUCGGAUACCGGUGUUGUCUUGGAUCCACCCUGAAUCUCAGGCCACCAUCGUUCGCUCCAGCCAGCCCUUAGUUGGACCUUCAGACCGUCGCUGUAAAGAGGACGAACGCUUCCUCCAAAUCAUCAUGGAUGCCAACGCCCAGUCCCACAAGCUCACUAUCUUUGAUGCCCGGCAGAGCAGUGUGGCAGUCACCAACAAGGCCAAGGAUGGAGGGUAUGAGAGCGAAAGCUUCUACCCCAACGUGGAGCUUAACUUCCUGGAAAUUCCUAACAUCCAUGUGAUGAGAGAGUCUCUGAGAAAGAUGAAGGAUGUGGUUUAUCCCACCAUAGAUGAAGCCCACUGGCACUCUGCUAUCGACCAGACCCACUGGUUGGAGUACAUACGGCUUUUAUUAGCAGGAGCAGCAAAGAUAGCCGACAAGCUGGAGUCUGGGAAGACGUCUGUGGUGGUUCACUGCAGCGAUGGCUGGGACCGGACCUCUCAGCUCACCUCCCUGGCCAUGCUCAUGCUGGACAGCUACUACCGCACACUCCGAGGAUUCCAGGUUCUGGUGGAGAAGGAGUGGAUUAGUUUUGGACACAAGUUUGCUGCACGUGUCGGCCACGGUGAUGAGAACCACGCUAACUCGGAGCGCUCCCCUCUCUUUGUCCAGUUCAUUGACUGCGUUUGGCAGAUGACUCGACAGUUCCCAGCAGCCUUUGAGUUCAACGAGCUGUUCCUGAUCACUGUGCUGGACCACCUCUACAGCUGUCUGUUUGGUACCUUCCUCUACAACAGUGAGGGGGAAAGGGCAGCAAAGGAAGUGCAGACCGAGACUGUGUCUCUGUGGUCUUACAUCAACAGCCAGCCGGAGGACUUCACUAACCCCUUCUUUGUGGACUAUGAGCACCAUGUUCUGUAUCCACUCAUUUCCUCCAGACACCUGGAGCUGUGGACCAGCUACUACGCUCGCUGGAACCCACGCAUGAGACCACAGGUGCCUGUGCAUCAGACUUUGAAGGAUUUGCUGAUCCUGAGAGCAGAGCUGCAGAGAAGGGUGGAGGAGCUGCAGAAAGAGGCCUUCGCCCACUCCCUGCCCUCCUCCCCUGAACACUCCUCCUCCCCCACGCACUCGACAGGAACUCCACUGCACACUGCCGUGUGACACACAGAUGCACAAUCACCCUUUGCCAUCACAUGGAGUUACAUCUUGAGUGUGCCGUUUUUUGUAUUAACAUUCCUACCUUUGUGCAAAACGUUUUAGGAAACCGAAUUCUUGUUUUUAUAAAGUAUUUAAAGAAAGUAUUAAUAACUAGACUGAAAUGACCAACGGUGACCUACGGUCAUGAUUUAAUAUUUAUAUUAAUAACAUUAUUUAAAAAUCUCCAAAGUCCAGAACAACCAGCUGCAGCAACAUACUGUUUAUUUAAAAGCUGAUCUCAGUUCACUGCAGUGAAGGUGGCACCAGUAUUUCUGCUGUUUUUCUUGUUUUGUUUUUUUAUUUUGCAUGAUGAAAGUUCAGGAGAACUGACCUGCAUACAAAGAUGGCAGACAAGAGGAGGUAGCUGAUGUUACCUAGAGCUCUCUCAGCUGAUGAGACCCAAGGAUGAGUGUCUGCAAGGUGUCUGUAGAGGCGACUUAACGCUGUGCUGAGAGUUUAGUUUGGCCUGUUGCAGCUUCCAGCCGUCCUGUCAACCCUCUGUUGAUCUUUGUCUACAGAUCAGUUCUGCUUGAAUUGUCUCAGGGCUGUUUUUCAUUAGAUGUUCUGUAAAUAAGUGCAGUUGCCGUUUAGUAUUUUAAUAAAACCACUGCACACUUUCUCACACUUCUUUUUUCAGUGUUUCAAAGGUCAGUGACGUUCUCCUUCAGAACAGUAUGGCUUCGUCUGCAGUCCUCUUACAGUUGGGACUGUCUCUGUCUGUGAGUUUGUCUAAUGAAAGUGUUCCACGUUCCAGUCCUCACUGGUCCCAUGUUCCUAAAGUUGAGUGUCUUGUUUUUCUGUUGCUGGUGUCGUUUUUACAGUGUAACCUGAACAUCACCUGUGGAAGCUAAACGUCAUGUAUAAUAUAUGCUAAACACAAACCUUCUGACAUUCCACGUGAAAAAUAAAAAAAAGAUUCAAAACUCCA
Molecule: messenger RNA, 3283 nt
Organism: Betta splendens (Siamese fighting fish)
Lineage: Eukaryota; Metazoa; Chordata; Actinopteri; Anabantiformes; Osphronemidae
Gene: mtmr1a
Product: myotubularin related protein 1a
Exons: 20
Coding region: 235-2319 (694 amino acids)
Biological process (GO): dephosphorylation
Molecular function (GO): phosphatidylinositol-3,5-bisphosphate 3-phosphatase activity
Source: RefSeq, a predicted model, not a curated record